Messenger RNA from Cyclospora cayetanensis, 969 nucleotides. Its product is annotated as radial spoke head 10 homolog B. The coding region runs from base 1 to 969 and encodes 322 amino acids. The transcript has 7 exons. NCBI's taxonomy places the organism in Eukaryota, Apicomplexa, Conoidasida, Eucoccidiorida, Eimeriidae. The record is from RefSeq and is a predicted model, not a curated record.
AUGGGAGGACUUAUUUCUUGUCAGUGUCUGGAUGCCUCAAAGGAAGACGGCACGCUUGAGCUCAUCCCGAACGACCCCAGAGAGCGUGCAGAAGACGACCUUGCUGGGUGGGCAGCCUGUUCAGCGAUGCCUCUUCCUCUGCUGCAGGAUGAGCAUAUCUCCAUUUAUAUGGGUGCUUUUGCAGUUUGCGCGCCGUUUGGGGGAAUCCAAUACACUGGGGAGCUGAAGGAUGGUCUCAAACACGGAUACGGCAUUUUGGUGAGGCCUUGUGGAUCCAAAUUUGAAGGGAACUUUAAGAAUGGCGUGGCAGACGGAGAUGGGAAAUUCUUUCAUCCCUCAGGAGACAAAUAUGAGGGUCAAUGGAAGCAGAAUAAGGCCCAUGGAAAAGGGCGAUUCACGCAUGCAGACGGAUCGUACUAUGAAGGUGACUGGAUAUGCGACGUCCAGGAGGGCUGGGGGUUAGAGCGGUGGGCAGAUGGCAGCGGGUAUGAAGGCGAAUACAAGGGCGGCAUGAAGCAUGGGAAGGGCACAUUUAGGUGGCCUGAUGGAAGCGUUUACGAAGGACAAUUCUCUGAAAACGAUAUCCACGGAGAAGGCACAUACAUUUGGAGUGACAACAAAAAAUAUACUGGGCAGUGGAUCCACAACCGCAUGGACGGCCAGGGCCGCAUGCACCUUGCAGAUGGGAGAGUGUAUGAGGGUGGUUAUCGGUGCGACAAGAAGCAUGGGAAAGGGAAAGUGACUUGGCCAGAUGGCCGAUGGUUCGAUGGAGAGUGGUGCGACGGCCGGCAACAUGGAAUCGGCUGUUACUUCUCUGCCGAUGGGCGUCCUGUCUCCGAAGUGGAAUGGAGUUAUGGAAGGAAAAUUUCCGUCAUCGAAGGUAACAAAUUGCACGUUAUGAGCUCUUCUGUAAUGAAUUUGCCGUACACUCGAGCGCCUAGUGACCCUAGACUGUCAGAGGUCUCAUAA